ACAAACGCGCACACACUCAAAGCUCAUCAACUCUCGCUCCAUAACGAACCGUUCUGCCCCGUUACCUUUCAGUUUCAUCUUCCACACUCUCUACCCCCUGGGCUCUCUAAUGGUUCUCGAGGUCGCUGCCAAGGCUGCUGAGGGCGCCCCUGAUCUCCUCGGCGACUGCCCUUUCUGCCAAAGGGUUACUCUAACCUUGGAGGAGAAGAAAGUACCCUACAAGCUGCACCUCAUCAAUCUCAGCGACAAACCCAAAUGGUUUACGGAAGUGAAUCCAGAGGGGAAGGUGCCUGUGGUGAAGUUUGAUGACAAAUGGGUGCCUGAUUCCGAUGUGAUUGUUGGGAUCAUUGAGGAAAAAUACCCUGAGCCUUCUCUCAAAACCCCUCCUGAAUUUGCUUCUGUGGGAUCAAAGAUAUUGGGAUCAUUUGUGACAUUUCUGAAGAGCAAGGAUCCCAGUGAUGGAUCAGAACAGGCUUUGCUCACGGAACUGAAGGCAUUAGAUGAGCAUCUUAAGGCACAUGGUCCGUACAUUGCUGGGGAGAAGGUCACUGCUGCGGAUCUAAGCUUGGCACCGAAACUGUACCAUCUCAAGGUGGCUCUCGGCCAUUUCAAGAAGUGGACGGUUCCAGCAGAUUUGGCCCAUUACCAUAAGUACACCGAGCUGCUUUUCUCAAGGGAAUCUUUCGUGAAGACCGCUCCUGCUGACGAGAAAUAUAUGAUUGCAGGAUGGGAGCCGAAGGUGAAUCCAUGAAAUAAUCCUAGAUUAUGUGCUCAUUUGUUCAAGUUUAGUUGUGUAAUAGGUUUGAAGACAUAUGCAUGUCAGCUGUGGAAGCUAAACUUGGGUUAUUUCCCGUGUCUAAUAAAUGUGUUGAUCUAAAUCGUCUAUUAUUUUGUAUUA
This is a messenger RNA of Pyrus x bretschneideri (Chinese white pear), 898 nucleotides long. RefSeq names its product glutathione S-transferase DHAR2. The record is from RefSeq and is a predicted model, not a curated record. Gene Ontology annotation, biological process: protein glutathionylation; cellular oxidant detoxification; ascorbate glutathione cycle. Bases 110 to 751 code for a protein of 213 amino acids. Gene Ontology annotation, molecular function: glutathione dehydrogenase (ascorbate) activity. The transcript has 6 exons. Lineage: Eukaryota; Viridiplantae; Streptophyta; Magnoliopsida; Rosales; Rosaceae.